Messenger RNA from Phragmites australis (common reed), 2322 nucleotides. RefSeq names its product probable ascorbate-specific transmembrane electron transporter 1. Bases 1137 to 1913 code for a protein of 258 amino acids. The record is from RefSeq and is a predicted model, not a curated record. The transcript has 4 exons. Gene Ontology annotation, molecular function: oxidoreductase activity. Lineage: Eukaryota; Viridiplantae; Streptophyta; Magnoliopsida; Poales; Poaceae.
UAGAGCAGGGUAGGUUCCAAGCAUCUUUGCUUGAUUGCUGCUGCGAUCGUGCAUGCUUGAUAUUUCUGGUAGCAUCAGUAUGCUAACAUAGGCAGGGCUUCUGUAACAUAUGACAUAAUCUCCUUCUAUAUACAGAGUCGGUGUCUAGAGAAAAAAGUUGAUUAUUCGAUUCAGCUCAUGUUGUCACCUGUAGUUCUGUUCCGCAUCGUUGGUUCAAUGUUGCGCUGUGCAUGUUGUUAAAAGAUGUUCCCAUGUUUUUAGUUGUGGUAUUCCUGGUAUUGCAUUGUCAACGUCGUGUUUGCUGUGCUUGUAUUUGUUGAUUUGUCGUCUAGUUUUGGCCCUUUGCUCGGAAGUGAAGAUGACCUGUUGAUGUAUCUAUCCGCCUUGUACUUGGUUCACCUGUUGAUGUAUCUGUAAGUCGUGUUUGGUUCUAGUUUGUACUUCGCUGUGAUAUGUAGAAGCUGAAGUUGACAGCAACGUCGGCUGUUAAAGCAUUCAUAUCCAGUUUCUUGUGAUAUAAGAGAAAUAUAACAGGUGAUGCUGUUGCAGGCUUUUAUCUUUGUUGUAGUUCUGUGAUCUGAAGCCCGCGCUUGGGUGCUGGCGGUUUUUUCUGUGUAGAGAUCCCAGGUAGUCGCAUUUGCCCUCCUUACUAGUUAAGCAAUUUUCUAUGAAUGUUUCAUUCUGUAUUGCACAUAUGUAUCCUUGUGGUAAUUGGGACCAAACAUGAUGCAUGUUGCAGCUGGUUACCACUGUCCAUUUGUUGCUGUAAGAAGAGUGGUCUUGGCCUUGGUACCAGAUGACGUGCUCUGGGCAUGCUUUAUUAUCUGUCCAUUUCAUCAUUUACAAGUUCAUCUUGAUAUCAGUUGGAUGGCGAUAUUUUGACUCGGCCAAAUUAUACCUAUCAUUAUCCGAUUGUCCUCUGGAGCCUGGCCGCCUGCCUGAAGUAUUAGUAAGUAUCCUCUUGCCGUCCGGACAAUGAGACAACUCAACGUUCGUUAAACCCAACCAGAAUCAGACACAGCAACGCCCCAAACCACAGCUUUUCUCCGGUUUUUACACGAGGCCUCGCCUUGGGUCCUUCACCCAAACACGCCCAAAUUUAAUCACCCUCGCGUUGCUGCUCACCCACGCGCUAUAUGCCAUCUCGCACGCAGCGGCAGCCGGCAGUGGUGGUCGUCGCGGUCGUGCCGGAGCGGAGGAGGACGUCCGGCGGUGGUGGGCGCGGACGGCAGCGCGCCAUAAUGCCCGUGAAGAGCAGCGCGAGCUUCCGGCUGACGGCGGUGCCGAUGGUGGCCACGGCGCAGCUGCUGGCCGCCGCCGUGCUCACCCUCACCCUGGUCUGGGUGCUGCACUUCCGGGGCGGCGUCUCAUGGGAGAGGACCUCCAGCCCGCUCUUCGUCUACACGGCACAUCCUCUGUUCAUGGUGAUUGGCCUUGUCAUCUGCACCGGCGAAGCGGUGAUGGCGUAUAGGAUCAUCUUGGGGCCGAGGGCGGCGAAGAAGGCGGUGCACCUAAUGCUGCACCUCGUCGCCCUCGCCUUCGCCGCUGUCGGCCUCUACGCCGCCUUCAAGUACCACCGCGACGCUGGCCUCCCGGACGUCCACUCCCUGCAUUCUUGGCUCGGGAUUGCCACCAUAGCGCUCUAUGCUCUCCAGUGGCUGGUGGCAUUUGUGUACUUUGUCUUCCCCGGGGCUGUAAUGACAAUGAGGGCGGACUACGCGCCAUGGCACAUCUUCUUCGGCAUCGUCAUCUUCCUCAUGGCCAUCUGCACGGCCGAGACCGGUCUGGCCAAGUUCGUCUUCCCCGGCGAUGACUAUCCGAGCGAAGCAUUUGUCGUCAACUUCACCGGGCUCGCCAUCCAAGUCUUUGGCGUGGUCGUCGUCCUGGCUGUCGUCCUUCCGUCAAGAUACUAGCAAAUGGUGGACGAUGAUUUGAUGCUUUUCUUUUAACCAUAUUGUCAUUGUUUGAUUUGCAUACAUUGUUGAUUUUGUUUCGAGUACAAGUCCGAUACCGAGUAAUGCCAUCCAACUCAAGCUCAAUCUCCUGACCACAUUAUUUCUUUUUUUUGGCCGGGAUAAAGUGCAAUGGCAAACGCACAUGCCAUACUUUUUUUUAGGAUAGAUUGAAGUAACAAGUGGUAGAUGACAUAUUUAAUCAAUUUAUUACUAUUUACGGGGAAAAUAAAUUAAUUCUGUACAACCUCGCAAACAAAACAUCCCUACGCUUUUGCCUUGCAUUGAUGCAAUCUAAACAAAAUUUCUUGAAUUAUUCCAUACAUGUACCCAAUAACAAAUCAUGUAGCCGUUCGGAUCUUGCUAACAC